AUGAGCAGCCCAAAUAUGCAGCAAGGGCCCGAGCCUGUGGCCAUCAUCGGAAUGGGUUGCCGCAUGCCUGGUGGUGUUCACAACCCACAUGACCUCUGGCAGCUUCUCAUGUCGAGGGGCAUUGCUAAUACCGAUCGGGUCCCCAGUUCACGAUUUAACAUCGACGGCUAUCUUCACCAGAGUUUAGAACGUCCCGGAAGCUUCAACGUGUCGGGAGGCUACUUCCUUGACGAUGAUCUUCAGGGAUUUGAACCGAAGGUGUUCAGCCUCUCACCUGUCGAGGCACUAUGGAUGGACCCCCAGCAGAAGAAGCUUCUCGAGGUCGUCUAUGAAGCUUUUGAAAGCAGUGGCACCAAGCUUCAGGAUGUGGCCGGAAAGAAGACGGGCUGCUACAUCGGGAAUUUCACGCAGGACUUCCAGCACAUGGCGGGUAAGGAGCCUGAUUUCAAUCACAAAGUCGUCGCCAAUGGUGUCGACCCGGGUAUGGUCGCGAACCGCCUGAGCUAUGUCUUUGAUCUGAAAGGCCCAAGUAUGAUGCUCAACACCGCAUGUUCAUCUUCACUGUACGCGCUGGAUCUCGCCUGCAAAGCUAUUGCCGCUGGGCAAUGUGAUAGUGCAAUCGUAGGAGGAACCAACCUGAUUAUCGCGCCGGACCAACAGAUGAACACAGCGAGAAUGGGCGUAAUGUCACGUACAAACCAAUCCCACACAUUUGACGUAACAGCAGACGGCUAUGGGCGAGCGGAGGGUGUCGGGGCACUCUACAUCAAGCCCCUCAGCGCAGCUCUCGAGAAUGGCGACCCUAUUCGUGCCAUUAUCCGCUCAACAGCAUCAAAUUUCAAUGGUAGAGGCACGGGGGGCAUCACACAUCCCAGUGUGGAUGGACAGGCCAGGGUCAUGAGAGCUGCGUAUGAAAUGGCAAGGCUGGAUCCAAAAGAUACGUUCUAUGUCGAGUGUCAUGGUACGGGAACACCCGUCGGCGAUCCCAUCGAGGUGAAGGCAGUACACCGAGCUAUGGGCACCACCAGAUCGUCGGACAACCCUGUGAUGGUUGGAAGUGUGAAACCCAACAUCGGCCAUAGCGAGUCUGCCAGUAGCAUGGGAACCCUAAUCAAGGCUGUUUUGUCUCUGGAAAAUGGCGUAAUACCUCCCACGGCGGGUAUCACCAAAUUAAAUCCAAGCAUUCCUUGGGACGACGUUAAUGUCCGGGUCGUAAUGGAGCCUACGCCAUUCCCGACUUCAAUGCCAUACCGCAGAAUUGGCGUGAGCGCCUUUGGCUAUGGCGGCACAAACUCCCACGCCAUCCUAGAGAGCUAUGAUGAUGCAGCUCACUCCUUCGGGCGUAGAUCAAAUUGGAUCCAAAGUGUUCCUGCAUUGAAUGGCAAUGGGACUAAUGGUGUUACAAUCGACAGGCCUCAUCUGCUGCUCUUCUCGGCUCACGAUGAGGUCACACUGAAACAUAUUCUGACCAACCAUUCAACAAGUUGCAAUGACGCCAAGAUGGUCGACUUAUCUUACACCUUGGCUGCCAGGAGGACAAAGCAUUCCAAGAGGGCGUUUGUAAUUGCCAGAAAGCAUACACUCGAAGCCGAUAUUGCUGGGGCAGACGCAAAUAUCACUUCGGAACCAAAGGCACCAGCUACCCCAGCUUUCGUUUUCACCGGCCAGGGCUCUCAAUGGGCCGCCAUGGGCGCCACUCUGAUCGACGAUUUCCCAUCCUUCAGGCAAUCAAUUCAGAAGCUUGACCAGCACUUGGCCACCCUUUGCCAUCCUCCGUCUUGGAAGAUUGAGAGCGUACUAAAAGAGCCAGAGGAGACUAGCCUGAUCAACGAGGCAGAGUUCUCCCAGCCUAUAUGCACUGCGCUACAGAUCGCCCUGGUUGACUUGUUGGCCAGAUGGGGAAUCAAACCAGCCGCAACUGUUGGACAUUCCUCGGGUGAAAUGGGAGCCGCAUACGCUGCCGGCCGAAUUUCAGCCCAAGACGCCAUCACUGCCGCUUACUAUCGCGGCAUUGCAGCAGCAUCGUUGAAGACGAACGGGGCAAUGCUGGCGGUCGGCUUGGGAGCAGAAGAGUCUCAGAAAUAUAUCGAUGAGUCGAUUGCUAAAGGGAAGGUCGUGGUGGCCUGCCACAACUCGCCUAGUUCCAGUACGCUCAGUGGUGAUCGAGACGGCAUUGAAAGCCUGAAAGCGAUUCUAGAUGAGAACAAGGUGUUCGCCCGAGUCCUCAAGACCGGUGGAAAAGCAUAUCAUUCUCAUUUCAUGAAGGAUGGUGCCCUGACCUAUGCGGACUAUCUGGAGAAGGAAACCAACAUCACAACGACCCCCUUCCAGAAGAAACCGUGGUUUUCAAGUCUCAAGGCAAAGGCAAUCAGGGACGAUGAAGGACCCGUGCCUGACUCUUACUGGGUCGACAACCUCAACAACCCGGUGCUCUUCAACCAAGCUGUAAAGCUGAUGCUAGAGAGCAUGCCCGAAGUGAACACUCUGAUUGAGGUUGGGCCACACUCCUCAUUGGAAGGCCCGCUCAGACAAAUAUGCCAGGCAGCGAAGAAGAAGGACGUGAUCUACUUCCCAACCCUAAAGAGAAAGGAGAACAGCACCGAACAACUGUUCCGGCUGGCAGGCCGUCUAUGGGCCAACGAUGGGGAUAUGGAUCUGAGUGCUGUCACCGGUUUAGAAAAGGUAUCUGAGCAGGGAGAGAUCUUCACUGAGCGCGGGACGUUGCUAGUCGACCUCCCAUCGUACCACUGGACAUACUCCAAGAAAUAUUUCGCAGAGUCACGAAUCAGCAAAGAGCAUCGUGGCAUGAAGGAGCCACGCCACGAUAUUCUCGGCCGCCGUGUUCCCGGUACAUCAGCGCUCGAACCCAUGUGGCGCAACAUCUUGCGUCAGGGCGACUUACCCUGGCUUGUACAGCACAAGGUGGCUGGCGAGGUUCUUAUGCCUGGAGCUGGAUAUCUUGCAUUGGCCAUUGAAGCAAUGACUCAGAUCAAUGAUCAAGCAGAAGAGCCACUGGUUGUUGAAAGCUUCACCAUUCGGAAUUUAGCAAUUGCAACAGCUACUGUUAUCCCAGAUGAUGACACUGGGACCGAGACAAUCUUCGUCAUGCGACCUCUAACGAGGAAGCUUGAGGUCUCCGCCGAUCACAAAACAGGCCAGUGGUAUGAGUUCGCUCUCUCGUGCUAUUCUUACGGAACCUGGAAGGAGGCCGUUCGGGGCAAGAUAGCCAUCAACGUCAAAGGCCCUGCGGCUAUUCAACCUCCCCAACCUCUGCCAGAGACGCCGGAUAAGAUGGAGUAUCUGGACUGGCUCAACAAACUCCGAGCCCUGGGAAUCGAGCUGGGACCAGUCUUUCACCACAUUAGCAACAUCUACAGCGAUGGAAAGUCGCAUGCAGCGCGCGGAGACAUGAAGAUUGCCAAAGAGUGCGGCCUCAUGGAGGGAGAGUCACGAUAUGCUCUGCACCCAACUGUGCUGGACUCGAUUGUGCAGCCGGCCACUUUUGUUGCUCACAACGGCGUGAUUGAUGACCUGCGAACGGGCACGAUUCCCACUCACUUCGGCGAGGUGACGGUUUACCCGCCAACAGACGACCAAAUCGCAAAGGAGGGUGCCUUGAAGGUGUGGGCGACAAACGUGGGGAAUAGAGCGUUUUCCUGCAGCUGCGAGUUGAUCGCGCACGACGGAUCGUUGAUUGCUGAGUUUUCCGACUGUGAUAGCUUGCUCUACAGCGCGGCGGUGCCUCCUGAGUAUCAGGGCUACCUGCAGAAGGACCUGUACCAGAAGAUGGAUUACAAGAUCGAUGUGGAUUACCUCAAAUGGGCUGAUGAGGCUGGUGCACUCUCAUCUGAUACAUUAGUAACUGUUCUCAGUGCACUCAUCUUUAAAGACCCAACCAAGCGAGUUCUUGCCCUUGACGAGUCCCUGAUUCCUCAACUGCUUCGUACAGAGUCACUGCUCAAGAUCAAUGUUGCCGCUGGAUCUCAAGAGAUUGCCGAAUCCAUCAAUCGUCAGUAUUCGUACUCGGAUGCUUUUGACGUCAUUCAAUUCGACUUGAAAUCCUCUGAUCCCAGUACCCUUGCAACAAAGUAUGAUCUGGCUGUUUUCUCAGCCUCCGAAGUUCCCGAACAACAGAUCUUGGAUCGCAUUCGCGGUGUGCUCACGGAUAAAGGGCAACUGCUGCUUCACGUUUCAGGCUCAUUUGAGCUAGAGAAGUGGCAAGAGGCACUCAAGAGUUCCGGUUUCUCUGGCACUCAGUUGAGUCUUUCUGGAGGUACAAUCUUGACUAGAGUUGUUGGGUUGCCUAAUGGGCACACUAAUGGUGACGCCAACGGACACGCCAAUGGCGCUUCUACUCCGAACAAACCGACCGUUUCGAUUAUAUACAAGGAAGAGCCUACCGCGUUUGUUUCUAAAGUUUCUGAGGAGCUUAUUUCUCAGGGAUGGGAGAUCCGCCUUCAGAAGCUCGACUCAUAUAAACCAGUAGAGGCCGAGCGGGUCGUCAUGCUGGCAGAUGCAGAAGGCCCACUCCUUGCAACACUUGAAGAAGCACAGCUGGAGAUCCUCAAGGGAAUAACGGAAUCUGUCCAAUCCAUCGUCUGGGUAACCUGUGGUGGACUUAUGUCUGGUGAUAAGCCUGAAUUUGGUAUGGCCGAGGGCUUCGCGCGCGUUAUCCGUGCUGAAAAGACGUCCCUUGACCUCGUAACCGUUGAUUACGAUGUUGAGCAGACCUCCAAUGCCCGCGUAGCUACCUUCGUUGCCGAUAUACUUAGAAGGCAACAAGAUCUAGGCAAGAAUGGCGAGAACGAAUACUGUCUCCAGUGCGGGGCGGUGUAUGUCGGGCGGCUGGUUGCAGACCGUGGGCUAAACAGGCAGUUUGCCCCCGACUCUGGCGAGGCAGUCACUCUAUAUCAACGGGACGGACCAUCUGUUCGCGCUUCUAUCAGUGAAGGUGUCAUUUCCUACAGAGCUGACCGCAGAGAAAGAGCAGUCGGAGCCGACGAGGUCAAGGUUCAUGUGGAGGCCAUCGGCCUCUCCGCAGAAGACGGAUCUGAUGGGCGUACAUUCCUAAACCAUGAGUUGGCAGGAACCGUCAUAUCAGUAGGCGAAAACGUGACGCACAUAGAGCCAGGGUCCAAAGUUAUCGGUUUCGCCGUAGAUAACCUGUCGACGUACCAGGUCACUCCAUCCAACCUUGUUCAACCACUAACAACGUCCGCCUCCAUGGUUGAGGCGGCCACUAUCCCAUCAGCCUUCUCCACCGUGAUUUAUGGCCUUGAAGAGCUCGCCAAAGCCGAAGAGGGUGAAACAGUGGCUAUCGUUGAUGGCAUGGGUGCUGUCGGGCUUGCUGCCAUUCAGUGGUGCAAGCUUCUAGGUGUUUUAGUUGUGGUCAUUGCCACUUCCGACUCUACCGAGGGCCUUCUUCUUGAACAGGGCCUGGUGCCCAAGGAGCGGAUUGUGUUGGCUGUGGGUGGUGGGCUUUCAGCGAAACUGAAGGUAGCGACCGGCGGAAAGGGCAUCGAUGUUUUGCUCUGCUCAGCAACCUCGGAUGAGACAAUCAUCACCGAGUGUGGGCGAAAUCUGGCACACUCCGCGAGAGUAGUGUCGUGCGGCGCUACAGAUGAGCAGUCAGAGGCUUUGGCUGACUUGCCAGUCAUCAAGAUGCGCCUGAGCGUUUUCCACUUCGACUUGGUAGACCUCCUUCGUCAUCGACCCAGAGUCGUAGCAAGGCAGGUUUCUCAAUCAACUCCAACUCUUCAAAAAUGCGUCGACGCCUUUGAAAAGGGCAACAUCAAGCCGUUGACACCCAUUUCUAUAAUCAAACCUCCCAAGAUCGAACAUUUCAUCCAGAGCGGUCCUCAAGAGCUUAGCUCCGGUAAACGAGUUCUAUCCUAUGGUGAGGAUGUAUCGUUCAACGCUCUCCCUUCGACAAUGCCUCUCAAGUUUAGAGAGGACGCGACCUACCUCAUGGUAGGCUGUCUUGGUGGGUUAGGAGUGCACAUUGCGCUCUGGAUGGCCGAAAGAGGAGCCAAUCAUCUGGCCUUUGUUUCGCGUGGCGGAACGGCCAAGGCAGAAGCAGCACAAACCGUGCAGACUCUCAUCGAUAUAGGGGUCGAUGUGAAGAUUUUACGUGCUGACAUCCAGAACAAAAAGGAGCUAUCAGACGCUCUCGAGCAGGUCGAUGAAAACUUCCCCAUCCGUGGUGUUAUAAAUGCUGCCACCGUCUUACGUGAUGGCCUUUUCCGCAACAUGUCAUUUCAAGAUUGGCGAGCGGUUGCAAGUACCAAGAUGGUUGGUACCUGGAAUCUUCACGAGAUCUUCUCCGAGCCCGGGCAGCUCGACUUCUUUGUCGUGACAAGCUCCGUCACUGCAACUUUGGGCUCUAGUGGACAGGCUAAUUAUGGUGCUGCCAAUCGAUUCCUCGACCACCUCUGCCACCACCGCCAAGUCCGUGGACUUCCAGCUGUCUCCCUAAUCUUACCUGCUAUCUUUGGCAUCGGAUACCUGCUUGCAUUCCCCGAGAUCGCGAAAUCCAUUCGAUCAAAGGGCAUGUACGGCAUUUGGAAACAAGAAAUGCUCGAGGCUUUCGAGGUUGCCAUGACUCCUCAUAGCCUUGUACCGGACGUGUAUCAUAUUGUUGUUGGAGUCCAGCCUCGACGUUACGGCCCUGCAAUCAAAGCGGCAAGCGGAGACAUCUCACUGGAGGGCGAGAUGCGUCUUAGUUGGAUACUUCAGGCCAUCAAGGAGCAAACUGGCGAUACGGGCUCGACGCAGACGGAGGGUGCAACCAGUGGAGUUAGCCCUCUACUUGCCAUACAGCGCGCGGCCACUAUUGAGGAGGCUGCCGAGGCUGUGACUGAUAUCCUCGCCCGUCGCUUAGCGCGUCUCAUGAUGAUGGAAUUAGACUCAAUCCACACAACCGGAAAAUCAGUGGCGAGCCACGGACUGGACAGCAUGAUUGGUGCCGAGUUCCGCAACUGGAUCUUCCGUGAGUUCAAGGUUGAUGUGCCCUUUCAGCAGCUACUUGCAGGGAGUUUGACGGUGUCGGAACUGGCCCGCACCUUGAGUGAAAGAGUAAAGGAAAGUCACAAGUGA
Clonostachys solani is the source of this 7095-nucleotide messenger RNA. The record is from the annotation of a GenBank genome assembly. NCBI's taxonomy places the organism in Eukaryota, Fungi, Ascomycota, Sordariomycetes, Hypocreales, Bionectriaceae.